Molecule: messenger RNA, 993 nt
Organism: Talaromyces marneffei
Lineage: Eukaryota; Fungi; Ascomycota; Eurotiomycetes; Eurotiales; Trichocomaceae
Exons: 3
Coding region: 1-993 (330 amino acids)
Biological process (GO): protein phosphorylation
Molecular function (GO): protein kinase activity; ATP binding
Source: RefSeq, a predicted model, not a curated record
AUGUCGGACAAACCAUCUCAGAGUCCAGCUGUUGUUGCCUCGGACAAUGCCUCGGUAAAAACCUUGGAUCAACCCUUGGAUGGACUUACGGAAAUCCGAGGAGACGGUGGAAAAACCACCAUAGAAAAAACAACUUCUACUAAGCUAACUGGUGGUCCUAAGAGGUUGGGACUGCCCUUGGCCGUGCUUCAAGCUAAAGCCGAACAUCAGUUGAGUGGCUGGGAUGAGUCGCCCUGGAAACACUACAACCAUAUAUUCAACUGUGACCUCGCCGGUGACGUUUCUAUAGCUACCGCGCGUACCCAUCCAUCGGAGUUAAGGGCCAUACGGACACUUAAGAAAGAAGAUGCCGAAGAUAUAUUGGAGAAGUUCCGUACAAUUCGACAUGAGAAUAUCCUGCUUGUUCGAGAAUACUUCACAUAUGAAGAUUCUGUAUACAUGGUGUUUGACGAUCUCCCUGUGACUCUCGACCACUUGGUCGCUUGUGAUUAUUAUCCACAGGACACUCAAGUCUUAUCCGCGCUUGCACAGAUUCUCAGCGGCCUAUCCUUUCUCCAUGCAUGUGGGUAUGACCACCAGGCUCUCAUUUGCUCCAACAUCCUGCUGGGAAUGGACGGCACGAUUCAGAUCGGUAAGAGCUACCUGACAUGCCGGAAGAAAGAGCUGACAAACUCGUCAGCGGCAUUGGACUGCUGUGUGAGGGGGUCUCCAGAUCAGUCCAGGUCAAUCGAAGCUGUCGCAUCAAUAGCCACGCUGCUCAUGCAAAAAUAUACCAAGUCCAACGGCGCCAAGGGAAUCGAUAAUGUAGACCGCUGGUCUAUGGACUCUUUGACUUUUCAAUUUCUCCUAAGGACAGAUACAGCUGAAUCUGUCGAUGAGUUAAAAGACUAUAUCCUCAAGACCGCGAAACUCUCAAAAGAGCAUUUAGCGGGAUUAGCUCGAUUCGCACUGAUUUCGGCACGUACUUUCUACUCUAUCAGUUCCCAGAUGUGA